Messenger RNA from Protobothrops mucrosquamatus (brown spotted pit viper), 1330 nucleotides. It is a transcript of the gene LRRC17, whose product is annotated as leucine rich repeat containing 17. Lineage: Eukaryota; Metazoa; Chordata; Lepidosauria; Squamata; Viperidae. The transcript has 3 exons. The coding region runs from base 33 to 1313 and encodes 426 amino acids. Gene Ontology annotation, molecular function: protein binding. The record is from RefSeq and is a predicted model, not a curated record. Gene Ontology annotation, cellular component: plasma membrane.
CAUAAAGCAGUGGGGGCCAGCUGGAUGUCAGGAUGCAAAUGGUUACUAUUAUCAUACUACUUUUCUUUAGUCAAGCGGCUGAUCUGAGGAAAGGGCGAAAUGGAAACUCCAGGAGGAAAGCAAACAACGGAAGGGGAAACGGUUUAGGGAAAGGAUCCGGCCUUGCGAAGCGCUUCACGCCGAAUCCUCCCUGCGACGUCUACACGUAUCUCUUUGAGAAGUACUUAGAUUGUCAAGACAGAAAACUGACAUUUGUCCCGCCCGAAGGGCCGGAAGACUUAAAGCACAUGCUGCUAUCCCAAAACGCAAUCCGUAAGCUGAAGAACAACAUGUUCUCCCGAUUCCAAAAACUGAAAAGUCUCGAUUUGCAACAAAACCAGAUCUCCAAAAUCGAGGAUCAGGCUUUCUGGGGCCUGAACAAACUGACCACCCUUUUGUUACAGCACAACAAGCUGAAGGUUUUGUCGGAGGAGGUGUUCAUCUACAUGCCUUUCCUGAGUUACUUGCGCCUGUACGACAACCCCUGGCACUGCAGCUGUCAGUUGGAGUCGCUCGUAACGAUGCUGCAGCUUCCAAGGAACCGGAACUUGGCGAAUUACGCCAAAUGUGCACAGCCGGAAGAGGCGAAGGGUCGAAAGCUCAAGGACCUACAAGCCGAACAGUUCUGCGGCGACAAAGCCGACUUACCGCCGGCGCCGAAACCUGAAAUUGCCAGACCUGAAUUUGACUCUUCGCUUUGUCACACCUACGUGUUUCCCGUAAAAACACUGGAUUGCAGGAGGAAAGAUUUAAAAAAAGUCCCAAGCAAUAUAUCUCCAGACACAGUUAAGCUUGAUAUUUCCAGUAACAAAAUCACUUUACUACGACCCAAGGAGUUUGAAGAAAUAGAUGACCUGAGGGUGUUAAAUCUCAGUAGCAACGGACUAAUUCACAUAGACCCAGCUGCUUUUGCAGGGCUCAUCAAUCUGGAAGAACUAGACCUAUCAAGCAAUUCUCUGCAAAAUAUUGAAUAUGGCGUCUUGGAACAUUUGUACUUUUUGAAAAUACUGCGGCUUAAAGAAAACCCUUGGCGAUGCGACUACAACAUCCAUUAUCUUUUCUACUGGCUGAAGCACCAUUACAACGUUCACUAUAAUGGCUUAGAAUGCCAAAAACCUGGAGAAUAUAAAGGAUGGUCUGUUAGGAAGUACGUCAGGAGCUAUUUUGAAGAGUGCCCCAAAGACAGGCUACCUAUUUAUCCAGAUGUGUUUGAGGAUAAUGAAAUAGAAGAAACCGCUCUAAAACACUCAGUAAUUGUCAGAGUAAUCGAUUGAUUUGUCCACCGGCAUAU